UCAGGCCCUAGAGCUCUUCUUCUCUCUUCCUCUUCCUCUAUAUCAAUCUUCCAGUUGGUCCGUCCGGUCCGAAGUGCUCUCUCUCUCUCUCUCUCUCGAUCGAGUAUACUCGGCACCAUUCGGCUUCUAAGUCCGAGCGUUAGGGUUUUUACAUAUAGCAUUUCCCGCUUAGUAAACCAUAACCGUUGGUAAAAACCAGGGGGAUCUCGCGGUGAAGGAGAGGGAGAAACAGAAGCUAUCUUCGUCUUCUAUUCUUCUUCUCUUUCCUUCACCAUGUCGGGACGCCCUGCCAAGCGACUCAAACUACCACCCGAACCGUGCGAUACGAGAGGGGAAGACGAUUAUUUGCCUGGCAACAUAACGGAGAUCGUGAUACACAACUUCAUGACGUAUGAUCACCUUGUAUGCAAGCCUGGAUCCCGUCUCAACCUCGUAAUUGGCCCUAACGGAUCUGGGAAGAGCUCUCUAGUGUGCGCCGUUGCUUUGGGUCUUGCCGGAGAGCCGCAGCUUCUUGGAAGGGCUUCGAGUGUAGGGGCUUUUGUGAAGCGGGGUGAGGAAUCCGGUUAUAUAAAGAUUGCUUUGAGGGGCUUUACCUUGGAGGAAAAUAUUACAAUUUUGAGGAAGAUUGAUAUUAACAACAAGUCUGAGUGGACUCUCAAUGGUGCUGUGGUGCCCAAAAAAAAUGUUAUUGAGGUUAUUCAAAAGUUCAAUAUUCAAGUCAAUAAUUUGACUCAAUUCUUACCUCAAGAUCGAGUAUGCGAGUUUGCUAAGUUAACUCCUAUACAACUGCUGCAAGAAACUGAAAAAGCUGUCGGUGAUCCUCAAUUACCAGUUCAACAUCAGAAACUUAUUGAUAAAAGGAGAGAAUUGAAGGAUCUUGAAGUGAGUGUUGCCAGAAAUAAGGACACGUUGAAUCAGCUGAAAGCCCUUAAUGCGCAGCAAGAAAAGGACGUGGAGCGUGUCCGUCAAAGAGAAAAAAUUUUGUCCAAGGUUGAAACUCUGAAAAAGAAAUUGCCUUGGCUUAAGUAUGAUAUGAGAAAGGCGGUCUACAAGCAUGCACAGAAUCAAGAGGCAGAAGCAAAGAGAAAACUGGACGAAGCUGCUAAAAUGAUGAAUGAACUUAAGAAACCCAUUGAGAAACAUAAGAUGGAAAAAGCAGCGCAAGAAUCAAUUGUCAAGAAAAUUAAUGAUCAAAUAACCAGGAAUUCAAAGAAAAGGAUGGAUUCAAUAGAGAUGGAGAGCAGAAUGGGGGCCCAAGUGCGAGCCAAAUAUGAAGAAGUAGAAGAUUUAAAAAAACAGGAGAAAUCCCAUCAGCAUAGGAUUCUGAAAGCCAAGGAAGAUUUUGCAGCUGCUCAAAGGCAACUUGCUGAACUUCCAGCCUACAAUCCUCCUAAAGAAGAGCUGGAAAAGCUUGGUUAUCAAAUAUUGGAGCUGGAAAUGAAUGCAAAUCAAAUUAAAUUGCAACGGACCGAGAAGGGAAAUUUUCUUAAUCAGAAGAAAAUGUCCUUGAAGAAGUGCACGGACAGGUUGAAGGAGAUGGACAAUGAAAGCACCAAACUUCUUCAAGCAUUAAAAAAUUCUGGUGUUGAUAAAAUAUUUGAGGCUUAUAAUUGGCUGCAAGAAAAUCGUCAUCAGUUGAAGAAAGAGGUAUAUGGUCCUGUCCUUUUGGAGGUUAAAGUUUCCAAUGGAGUUCAUGCUACCUAUUUAGAGAAUCAUGUACCUAAUUAUAUUUGGAAGUCUUUUGUUACGCAGGAUUCCUCUGAUAGAGAUUUCUUGGUUCAUAACCUGAAACAGUACGAUGUCCCCAUUUUAAAUUAUGUUGGUGGAAGAGAUGCUAACAGAUCACAGUUUCAAAUAACCCGGGAGAUGAGAGAGCUUGGCAUUUGUUCCCGUCUUGAUCAAGUUUUUAGCUCUCCUCAUGCUGUAAAGGAUGUCUUGAUCAGCCAAGCUGCAUUAGACCAUUCGUACAUUGGUGACCAUGAAACUGAUAAGAGAGCUGAUGAAGUAUCAAGGUUAAAAAUAUCUGAUCUCUGGACCCCAGAAAGUCAUUAUCGAUGGUCUGUUUCCAGAUAUGGUGGCCAUGUUUCAGCUAUUGUGGAGCCAGUCCGCUCUGCUCGCCUUUUUAUGCAAAGUGUGGAUACCGGUGACAUGGAAAGUCUAAAGUCCCAAAAAUUCGAAAUUGAAUCUGACAUUAUUAGUAUUGAGGAAAGCCUUAAAGUUCUUCAAGCUGAGCAGAGACAGCUGGAGGAUGAAGCUGCUAAAUUACAUCGUCAACGGGAGGAGAUUAUUCAUAAUGUAAAUCUUGAGAAAAAGAAAUUCCGUGAAAUGGAAAAUUGCGUGGAUCAAAAGAGAAGGAAAUUGGAAUCUCUAAGUAAAGAGGAAGAUGUAGAGUCUAAUGUUAGGAAGCUUGUUGAUCAGGCUUUUCAACUUGACGAAAAGAGGUUUGGACUGGCUAAUGAGAUCAAGGAUUUUCUUGUUGAAGCCAUUGCUUUAAGACGGAGCUUGGCGGAGAAACAAAUGACUUACAUUGAACUUGAUGCUAAGUUAUUUGACAAUCACGCUGGUUUCUAUUAUUUUUGGUUAGGUAAGGAAGGAACUGAACGUUGUAGAAAGGAUCUUCUUGAUGCAAAGCACCUUGCAGAAUCAAUAGCCAUCAUCACUCCUGAUCUUGCAAAGGAAUUUAAUGAUAUGCCUGCUACGGUAGAGGAACUGGAAGCUGCGAUUCAAGAUGGAAUUUCUGAAGCAAAUUCUAUCUUAUUCCUUAACCAAAACAUUCUUCAGGAGUAUGAAAGUCGUCAACAAAAGAUAAAUAGCAUAGCAACAAAACUUGAAACAGAUGAAGAAGCCCUAAGCAGUUGUGUCUCUGAAAUAAGUGUUAUAAGGGAUCAGUGGCUGCCAACAUUGCGAAACCUUGUUGGGAAGAUUAAUGAGACUUUCAGUCGCAAUUUUCGAGAGAUGGCAGUUGCUGGAGAAGUUUGUUUGGAUGAGCAUGAUGUGGAUUAUGAUAAGUACGGCAUACUUAUUAAAGUCAAAUUCAGGCAAACAGGGCAGCUCCAGGUUUUGAGCGCACAUCAUCAAUCUGGAGGGGAACGCUCGGUUUCAACUAUUCUCUAUCUUGUUUCUCUACAAGAUAUCACAAACUGUCCUUUCCGUGUUGUUGAUGAAAUUAAUCAAGGAAUGGACCCUAUAAACGAAAGGAAAAUGUUUCAGCAACUUGUGAGAGCUGCCAGUCUACAUAAUACACCCCAGUGCUUCUUGUUGACACCAAAAUUGCUUCCUGAUCUUGAGUACAGUGAUGCCUGCAGCAUUCUGAACAUCAUGAAUGGUCCUUGGAUUGAGAGGCCAUCUGAAGUUUGGAGCGGCGGUGAAUGCUGGAGAAAGGUUGUAGGCUCGGUAUAAGAUGCAGAUUUUGAUAGCUUGGAAGUUAAUGAUGGCCAAGCGAAGCAGGUUAUAAAAUCCUGACACAAUUUCUAGCCUGAAUAAUGUAUGUUUUCAGCAACCAGUACACAUAAUUAUUAUUUUUUUCUAAUCUAUGCCUCUUGAUCUUGAUAUAAAGAUAUGCUAGUCUUAAUAGAUCUCUAAUCUUGUUAAUUAUGUUAGUUAUAUGAUGAUUAUGGCUCUUGCAUUGCAUUUAUAAUGCAGUUGCUCUUGCUAAUUUUAUGGAAUAUUUUGAAGUCAGUUUGAGUCUUUUUUCCAUUGUAUAAAGCUGAACGCAAUUGUAUCAUAAAAUAGAUUAAUUACUUGGAUAGACUGUAUAAAGUCUAUAGAGUAGAUUAUUAUACCCAUUUGUUAUCUAAUUAUUUCAACUAUGUUCUCCA
Dendrobium catenatum is the source of this 3818-nucleotide messenger RNA. Its product is annotated as structural maintenance of chromosomes protein 5. The transcript is spliced from 28 exons. The record is from RefSeq and is a predicted model, not a curated record. Gene Ontology annotation, molecular function: ATP hydrolysis activity; ATP binding. Gene Ontology annotation, biological process: double-strand break repair via homologous recombination. Lineage: Eukaryota; Viridiplantae; Streptophyta; Magnoliopsida; Asparagales; Orchidaceae. Gene Ontology annotation, cellular component: Smc5-Smc6 complex. Bases 274 to 3399 code for a protein of 1041 amino acids.